Molecule: messenger RNA, 9362 nt
Organism: Gregarina niphandrodes
Lineage: Eukaryota; Apicomplexa; Conoidasida; Eugregarinorida; Gregarinidae
Product: RAVE 1 carboxy-terminal protein
Exons: 1
Biological process (GO): vacuolar acidification
Cellular component (GO): RAVE complex
Molecular function (GO): protein binding
Source: RefSeq, a predicted model, not a curated record
ACCUGCCGGUGAACGGUGUGGGCAUCUUACCAUUCAACGCGACGGAGGGGCUGGCCAGUGGACUGCCCGAGUCCUCGCAGCGCGUGCACCCGUCUAGGUUGCAGUGUCGUGCGUCUUUGGGCCUGUCGGCAUCGGCGACGCGUUUAUUGGGGGUUGAGGACAUCGACCCGCACGGCUUUUACUCGAUGGGCAGUAGCCAGGCAUUGGGGAGUUCGAUGGUCCUGGGUUCGAAUGGUGCGCAUACGGCGGCGGGCACCAACCCAAUGGGCUCUAAUCCAGCAGUGUUGAGUGGCAACGUAUCGGGGAGCGCUUCGGGCAACGUUUCGGGGGGUGCUCAUCCCCUCGUCGGGGGAUCGCACCCGAUAUUAAGUGCGUGGAGCCAGAGUCAUCGCGAGAGUUGCGUGGACGUGUCGAGCACGCGAACGGCCUUGGUUGCGGGCAGUCUGACGCGCAAAGGAGACCCACGGCGGCCAUUGUCUUCGGAACAGAUUACGGUCAAGUCGAACACGAACGACUUCCACUGGCUCUUGGCGGCGGUGGACCCAAACCUGGGUCUGCCAUCGUUCGUCCGUGAGUCUCUGGCGAAUGUGCAGAACCCCCAAAGUGUGUGUCUGCGCGCCAAGUGGAACUUUCUACAGGCGAUGGCGCCGCUGCGCGUACAAGGUACAUUUUCGUCAUCGGGCGCGGCGCCUUUGCAAUCAAGCAUCCAGCGACGCAUGAAGGUUUUGGAUCCGCGAGAGUCCUGGCAGAAACUGACGCCUUAUGUGGACGCAGUAUGUCUGGACACACUUGGCUCGGCCGUGGUUAAGUACAAGGCAUCCGCGUGUGAGGCGAUUGGACUACCGCCUGAGUCGGUUGUGGAUCUGUCUUCGUUGACUGAAGACGGUUUGCAUAUCCCCCUCCAGUACCUCGUCGAGGUCCCGCUGGACGGCAAUGACGCUCCCUACCAGCUCUUCCUCGCCGUCACCGCUGGCGAUCGGAAACUGAUCGCCUUCACGCUGGCCAUGGACAUCCGCUGUCGUGUUGUCGUGAAUGCCGCACUCCUUCUCGGUCGCAAUGUAAUCCAGUCAUUACUCUCUUGCGUAUCUACAACCUUCCACCCCUCCACAAUCCAUAAGGAUCGCGCGUGCGAAGUGAACAGCAAUAUCCUUUCCAUGCACGUGAGCAAAACCCACCACAGAAAGGACACCUCCGUGCGCCUCGUGCUCCAUCUCGGCGUAUCCGUCGACAACACCGAAGAAGAACAAGUCCUGAUCACCUCCUUCGCUGUCUCCUCGCCUACCGAACCAGAUCUUCAUGGUCAAUACCCUUGCACGCUAGUGUUCGAUAAAUCCAGCCUCGACAUCUACCUUGAUUACUGCCGGCCCUAUCUUUUGGGCAUACCCAGCAAGAACCUCUUUGACGGACAAGGCACGCUCGAAGCCGGACUUCCGGGCAACAUACGAGACGACACCAACGGCCAAACGGAUACGCUGCCCAUGUGCAUUCUCGACCUCCCGACCAUGGAAGAGUGUCCGAAUCAUAAUCACGACGUUAAGAACGACGAACAUGAACUGAAUGCCAGCUUAAUCAACUCCUGUGUCCGGUACUUCUCGGACUCCGCCUGGAACAGUUUUGACCUCCUAGCCAGCUUCCCUGUUCUCGAAGAACCCGGAGUAAACCAACCUGAUCCGGUUCCUCGACAAAGCACCUUGCUGCACUACAUCGUAGAAGACGAACCACGACGAGACCCAGAGGACACGGCGGACCAAGGCAAAUAUGCCGGAUCCUUUUUGCCAUUCAAGGUACCCCUGCCGAUGGACACUCCAUCCUUGGUAGCCGGUGUGUACGCUUUAAGCUUCAGUCCACGGACACAUGAGCCGGUACUGGUGCCGUACUUUCUAGCACGUAUUCCGAUCUGGAAACGUGACGCGAUUAACAAGGCUUCAAACGAGGUGGAGGAAGGUGGCAAAACGCCGGUUAGUGUACGUUCGAUGAGCAGUAUUCCUUUUGUGAUGGACAUGGAAUUGUCCAGUCGCACAUUGGCCAUUUUGUGUUCCAAUGCGGCUUUAUAUAUUUUCGAGUAUCGUUCGUCCUUCGCUUGUCGCGACCAGCACGAUUUGCUGAGUAACGAGUUGGGUCGUUUGGCCGCAGGCCGUGGGCCAGCGGGUAAUGGCUACAUUCAGCCUCACUUGGCGGUGCAGGUUAUCCAUCUGGACGACUACAUAACCAAGACGUGCCGUAGUGUGGCCGAGCACGUUCAGCUCAAGGCGGCGCGGUAUCUGGCGACGCUCGCUCUUGGAGCCGCCAAGACGGAGGAUCGAGUCGCGGAGGCGGACAAAAAGCGUGUGGUGACUCCCUGGCAGAAGGUGGCCAACUCUCUGCGCUUCGGCUCUCGCCACGGCUCCCGCACGGGUCCCGCUACGAGUGGCAGUUUGCGCGGUACGAGCGGGAGUGUGCGUGGGACCAGCGGGAGUGUGCGUGGGACCAAGUCGAACGCGUCGUUCGGUUCGAAAACUCUCUCUUCUACAUCGCUGUCGCUGCCCGCGGGUCCGCAGCCGGGUAACCAUGUGUUGGUCCGGGUCACGGGGGCAGACCUGAGUCGCUGGAUGUGUGUGGACACGUACUGUUCGCCGAGGCAGCUGUUAUCUUUCUACUCGCCGUGUCACUUUAGUAUGAGUCGGUCGCCCGAGAUUCUGCUGCUCAACUGGCCGGAGGUGCAUGUCCUGCCAGCACCGCCGCUGCUGCACCGUUACCAGUCCCUGAUCACGCCGGCGCGACCCAGUCUCAAGAACCCGACCACUGUUACCUGGUUGCCCGUACCAUCCAUGCGCCCCUUCGUGGUCACCUCUAUGCCUGUGGCCGACGGCCUGCGUCCCGAGCAGGCUGCCAAGUGCAAGUCCGUACCCAACGUUGGCAUGGACGGUUUCCGUCAGGGCACCGAAUGCAGUGGUUUAAUUUGGAAGGCAAUUCCCUUACACACACUAGUCCAUCAUGCAGACAUCUCCGACCACGCACUUCCGGAACGCCAACAAUCCGGCCUACCGCCGCUGCUGCCCGCCCGCGGCCCUCCAGCUGCCGGCGGACCCAGAUUUAGUGGUCUUGGUCUGAAUGCACCUGAAAAGGAGACCGGUACUUCAGACAGAUCUUUCGCACACAUCUCGGCCCAGUCGCACUUCCACUGCGUCCAAUGGGCAGGCGACAGUCCUCUCAUUCCCAGCGGGGAACAGAUCCGACUACCCGUGCUAGUCAGCUACUCAACUGGCGGCAUAUUGAACGAACAACUCGUACGCAAAGUCUACGUUGACGUACCCAGCGCUACAUCCAAAGUCAUCACACUUGAACACCGCAAUGGGCCAGGACCGAAGCAAAUACACCACCCGGAUGUGCUCUGGAUGUGGCUUCGUACCGGUCAUGUGGCUCUCGUCCUUUGGGUCCUUCGCGGUCUUUAUGAAAUCUCCUGCUACCACUUCCAGUCGGAGACCGAAGAUAUGAGCACCUCUCUCCACCGCUACGGCACCCCUCAGGACGCCCAACUCAUCAGCAAACUUCUAAGACUUCCCACCAUGGAGGUCUUGAUGGCCCGUAAAAAAGUCGCAGCUGACUUCAAACCCGCUGCGGCUGGCGGCGGUGGCGGUCGUGCCGCUGAACUAUUUGAAAACGCCGCCUCGCUUUCCGAUGACGAUAUCUUCGGCCAUGACGACGACGAAAGCGACGAUGAUGCCGGUCACCUCCUGCUCGACGAUCUCCUGCACGGCGCCGAGUACCCCCGCUCCGACUCCGGCGAAGUCGGAGCCGGGAAUCGAACCGGCGACCUAGGGGGCCACCCGUCUACUUCCACCGGGCCCACCCGAGGAGGCCUCCCGGACAGCGGACUGGCGGGCUUGUCACCCGAGCUUACUGGCGAGUCUUCGAUGAUCGCGGACAUGGUUGCAGAGGGAGGACGACCCUCGCCGCAACCGAGCGAGUCGGGUGCAGCCGAGGGCAGUCCGAAGACCCCGGGAGCGGCGAAGAGCAAGAGUCAGAAGGAGUUUAUUUCGACGGCGGAGUUGGAAGAGCUACGUUAUCGACUGAAGCACCUGCUGCGGCGCGCCCAACAUCUGGAUCAGGGCGGGGACCUGAAGGGCUGGCGGCUAAUUUUAGACAUCAGCGGCGUGGAGAUGAUCCGGCUGCUAGGAUUGAUCGACUUUGUGCUGGCGCGGAAGCUAGCCGAAAACGCGACUCUGUGCGGCCUCACCCCCGAGGCCUUUUCCACAGGGGCGGAUACCGGAUUCUACCCCGGGACUCGAGACGACGGAUCAGACACCGGAUUCGAGUCGGAGGCGGGGCUUAUGGAGUUGGCCGAGCGUUCGUGGUUAGCGUUGCACGCGUCGGUGACAGGGCAAGAGAUGGAGGCGGUAUGCACGAUGGACUUGUUAGCGUCAACAUUGUUCCUGGUGGCGGUGAGUCGGUCAAGUUUCUCGAUAGGAGAUUGGGGCGAGGGCGAGGACCGGCAGAAGUUGACUGAGGACCUGAAGUUGCAGUUGGAGCCUCAGCGGUCGAUGUCUACAGACGAGUUGUGUUUAGGUUUAAUCGUACAGGAUCAGCGUUUAUUAUUGCGAGAGGCGAUAGUAAUGCGGAACCGUGGGCGAGCAUUAGAUCCCGGACGACCGAUGACUUGGGAAGAUAUGGCGUCGGUAGGGGCUGGUUACUGGCUGGCAUCACCGGAGAUUUUGCGAGAGGUAUUGGACGCGCUGCCACGAUCGCAAUAUUUGCACGAAAUGAGUUUGGACCACGAGAGUGAGCGAGAUCAGAGGGUGUUGGAGAAAGUGGCAGUGCUCUACUGUCUGGCUGGUAAGCAUCUCACACUCGCUGGAUUGUACCAAAAGGCCAAAAACCAGACCGUCAGUGAAUUUUUACGGAAUGAUUUCGCUGAAGAGCGUUGGAUGAUCAGCGCACGGAAGAAUGCUUGGCAAUUAAUCCUUAAAAAACGUUACGUGCUCGCCCUCGCCUUCUUCGUGCUAGGUCGUAGCGGCCAGGACGUUGUGGACAUCUGUGUGCGUUAUCUGCACGACUGUCAGCUUGCCAGCUUUCUCGCUCGAUGCUACGAUCUAAAUAUUCUACAAGAUGCCAGUUACCCUACCGUCAACUAUAUGGUCAGGCAGAAACUGUUGCCGGCUGCAGAUGAAAAUCAGGAUCUAUCUCUGACCAUGUUCUGCCGUUCUCUGCUCGAGUCGCCCUCUUCGCCCCAGCGUCUCCUUAGGAGUGGCGACGCGCGUAUUAUCGAUCCCGAAUCGGCCUUUGAGAAUAAAGCAGCCACGGUAGCUCAACUCGUUCCCUCACAGCAACAACCCAGCUGGCAUGGCUACGUCCUGGGCUCCGAGGUCUGUCUGCGACGGUUCAGCUCUUUCUCGGCCUGCCCAAAUGUUCUUUCGUGUUUGCUCGCCUCGUUACCCAGUUAUCCGCUCCGGGAUAUUCCGCUCCUACAAAGCACGCUGCGCUCUAUCACUGAGGCACUCUCCCGACGCCACUUCAUCUUCUCCGUCUUCCUCCUUGCGUUCUUGAACCGGAAUUAUGAGAAGUACAUGAACCGCGUCCCCGACUACGUUCUGCAGGCGAUGAUCAGCCAGUGGUACGCCCUGCAGUGCAGCGAGGUCAUCGGGCAGUACCGCUCCGAGAACCUCAGAGACAUCUUAGGCAAGUGGCUCGACCUGCACCAGGUCCAAGACGCCGCUGCCGGUGACCGCAAUCCAUGGUUCAGCGAACCGCUGUUUUCACCCAAGCUGCUGCAGAUGUUCCAGCUGCUGAAGGAAGAGGGUGUGCCCCUCACUCAAACCUACCCACUGGUCGGCUCCACGUGGAGUAAAAUGUUCGGCUCCGCCCAGGAGUAUUCCAAAUUGCUGCUUUUGAUCGAGACACUGCCCAAGGCCGUGGUCUUGACGAUCUUGAAGCAAUCAAGUCGGCGAACGAACGUCAAGGACACCUUGUCGCUCUCAUCAAUCGACAGUCCGCUAUUACGUCGUCUCUUCCCACUGGCCGGAGACCCUCGGUCAGUUAACUACGCGGAGUUCCGCGAACACUACCACACCACUAACGUUUUGGGUUGUUCAGUGGAUUCAAUGUUGCAGAUGCACGACGCGGAGAGUAUCAUUAUUGGUACUGUAAAUGUUUUAUGUACGAUUCUGUAUGCGGUGCUGGACGACUUUACGCACGUCCGACAGUCGCAGCUAAGAGUGUUAGCUAGUGUCACGUUACAGUUGACGUUACUACACCUGAUGCAGACCAAGUACUUGCACGAAGACGUGUUUCUCAACCCGACGAACGGCCAGGCGCUCUGGACCCUGGCCUAUUGCAUCAUGCUCACGGUCUUGGGCGCCUCAAUUGCCGCGUUCGAAACUCUGUUCGGCGUCCUGAACGGCUACUGUGUUACCGAUGCCAGUGCCACCAUAGAGGCCUGUGAAGACGGGUGGUUACUGCUCGGCGAUGAGGCAAGCCAGCUCAAGGUAUGUCGCGGCAUCUCGCGUCUGCACACGCUCGCCGCUACCAUCAAAGGGCGCGGCAUCACACCAACUACAGCACGCGCGUGUGUCAGUGCCAUGCUCCUUACCAUUACCCAAGACAUUUAUUUCUGCACUCUCGACGAUGACAGCCAGACGGGCGGCGUUGUGCACGAGGAAAGUGCCGAGUUCCGUAACAAUAUCCUCAAACAACUGCGCCAUGUCGUGCUCCAAUACGUGUGCUUGGGUAGCUGCGAGACGAUACUUGAACACCUCCGUACCCUGAACACCUGGUCUUCCGAACUGCAUCCCGAGCCCUUCGACCCCCUCAUUCCACAGUACAACUCCAUCAAGGGCGUGCUGGCGAAGUUCUGUGCUGGGACUUACCAAAAAGCUGUCCGCCGAAAUCUCGAGUAUAUCCUCAUCCAGCUCACUGCCGGCGAAUUCAGGGCCCUGUCCCGAAGACUCUCGGGCUCCCCCGGCACCGCCUGGGUCGGUAUCAUCCUACGGUCGGACGUCCUCAAACUCUGCCAGCUCUGCGAUCCGAGUCCAAAAAUGAAGGAAGUCAUUCGCAAAAUCGAACUUACUUCCGAACUCGUUAAUACCAAUCUGAGCGCGUACGUCGUCACCUCACUCACACGUGAACAGAGCAGCACCGGCCACACCGAAGCCUCCUCCAAUCAAGCCUCCGCCCUCACCACAGCCGGUGACCGCGCAGCCGACCGCACAGCCGACCGCACAGGCCCCUUCGGCACAAACGAGCGAACAGGAGAACUUUCGCAAGGCGGAAGCGAGAGUCUGACAAUCACUACAUUUGGCACGGGCGCCAAGGGUCACAACAACUUGUAUGCGGUGAAUAUGUGUGCGAUUCAAUACCAGAUUCCGUUGACGCGGAAUUCAAAUUCGCAGGUGCUGUGGCCGUACCUCGGAACGCCCGGGGCUCUCACAUUACCGUUCCAGACGCGAUCGUUCCUGCCCUUUAUCGCAGUAGCGACAAAUCGGGGGCUGCAAGUAUUGAACUUGACGGGCAUCGACUUCAUGGACCCACUAGAUCUACUGGCGUACAACGCGGACCUGCUGUCGCCGAUGCUGGGAGUUAUCGCACGCAGCAGUCUGAAUGGCAUGCACUCGGCCUGGUGGAGGACAUACAUACUUAACGCCUCAGAGCGGCAGCGCAUGAAAAUCAUAAGUCGGGUUCAGGAUACGCUGCCGGCGUCGCAUGGCGGCGGCACCGUACCCGAGUUUGCGAAUCCGGCUCUGGCGCAGAUUACGGGUAUUACGCCGCACCCCUGCGUGUCUGUGCUGGCAGGAAUCAUUGCCAAACCAGAGACAAUCGAGGGCGGCGAGAUGCACGCUGUCGUCAGCCUCUUUGGCGUCGCACCGUCGCGUAAGACAGGCGACUGCAGCUACCUGGGCUGUCUUUGUCUGCCCAGCGAAGACAACGUCUCCACCGUUCUCACCAAUCGCCAUACUCUCGACCGCUCCGAGCGUUCUCUCGCCGUAGAACGCUCCAACGGCACCACCAACAGCGAACGCAUCUCGCCCAAGAGCUCGGGUGGCACCACAGCCGUCCCUGACCAGAAAGCCUCGGACCGGGGGCCUUCUGACCAGAAACCGUUGGACCGGGGGCCCAUGGAAUCGAACCCGCGGGUGUCGGAUCCCCGUGUGUCGGAUCCCCGAGUAUCGGACCGGCGCGUGUCGGAGGGGAAGCAUGUGGGCAUGAAGCUGCCUGCACGGAGCAGUUUGAAGAACCCGAGUGCCCAGGCCGGUGCGGCCGCGAGCCUGGGCGCCGGGCCUCGCGCCUCGGGAGGGCUGAUGUCCAGUGCAGGCCUCGGGUCGGCUUCGGGCACUGCUGGGGUUCGAACCGAGGGCUUGAUGUUGCCAACAGCGUCCCGGCGGACGAGUGCGACGGCGUCUCAGUUCGUAACGCACCACGCGUCAGCGACGGUAAGCGCGGGAACGGCCGGUGACUUGUUGGCGCUGCGUUGGUCGCGCGAGGACCUGUGGGCGGCGAGCGAGAAGGGCUACGUGUUUGCGUGGAAGUUGUUCCACGACGCGGCGAACACGGUCCAGAUUCGGAGCGGCGAGACGUUGGUGGUGGGUCGUGCAUUGCCACUGUUGACACUACACGCACACACGAGUGCGCGUUUUGUGGAGCCGAUCCCGGUGGAGCACGGCCGGUUAUUGUUCGUGACGGGAGGCAAGGGUGUGGGUUCAGUGCAGCGCAUCUACGCCCAUCUGGCACGUGAGGAGGAUUCCGCCAUAUCUUCGGUGACAGGUGCUGUACCGGCGGCGGCCAAUCAGUUGCAGGUGGUGGGUAACAAGGUCCAGGCUCUGUCUGAGCACCAGGCUUCAUCGCUGCCGGAGUUCGCGGCGGCGAUGCGAGAGGCUGCAGGUGCGUUGCUGGUUUGGACUAAUUUCAUGUCCAUCCCGGGCAGUGCCGUGCCCAUGCUGCGACCUUCUGUGCUACUGGCGGACUUGGCAUACUGCGCUAAUGACCAUCCUACUGGCGUCGUCUGGUGGCCGGCCGAACGUGCUGUGAUCUAUGGCACCGUCUCCGGCUGUCUACGCCUACUCAACUUCGACCGCCGUACUGUCACCUGCCUCAAAGGACGCGAUACUCGCUGGCCUUGCCACCUAUUCAUUUGCCCACUCACCAACCGACUCAUCGUCGUCUGGUGCGACUGCUCCAUCACCGUCUACGACCUCACCCGUAAAAGACCUAACGACGCACUACUACUACUCCUAGAGAAAGAAGGCUGCAGUCCACCCGCUCCUCAAAGACACCACUGGCUACAACCGGCACACACCAAACUACAAGCCACACUCUCCAACGCAAUUUAUAUUCCCCCCAACGCCGUACUCCUACUCAACACCGCCGGACAACUACUCCGCACCCGAAUCUAA